Molecule: messenger RNA, 3758 nt
Organism: Tachysurus fulvidraco (yellow catfish)
Lineage: Eukaryota; Metazoa; Chordata; Actinopteri; Siluriformes; Bagridae
Gene: gnl1
Product: guanine nucleotide binding protein-like 1
Exons: 12
Coding region: 263-2074 (603 amino acids)
Molecular function (GO): GTPase activity; GTP binding
Source: RefSeq, a predicted model, not a curated record
GAAAAACUCGACUUCUGUGUACGUAUUAUUUGCACUACGGUGUCAUUGAUGAUACGUAAAGAUUUAAAAUAAAUAAAUAAAUAAAUAACCCCGAACUAAUUCGAGUGGUACGAGCCAUCUCGUUUGGCGUCGUAGAAAAAAGUAACGUGCGCGAGAAACUUCAGUGUAAACACCGAGUGAGCUAAUCCGGCUAACGUGCUACAAAAAAACCCCACAACACGGCAUCUAGUGCUCGCGCUGUUUUACCAGGAUCCGUUCCAAAAUGCAUCGGAAAAAGCCGUUUAGUAAUAAACAGAAAAAGAGACAACUUCAGGUCAAACGCGAGAAAAAGAGAGGUGAUACAGGCUCGGGACACGGUAGCCAGAACGCCAGUGUAGAGAGAACGGUCGGACGGGAUGGACAGUCAGACACGUCCGACAGCGAGACGACUGAUAUAAGCAGGAUCGACCAGCCUGGCACCAGAGACAGCCGACAUGACCACAACAGGUUUCGGCUUCACUUUGAAAAAGAGAGCAAAGAGGAGGUGGAGAAAAGGAAGAAAAUGGCCAGAGAGAAAAUACUACAAAUGGUUCCAGAGAGAGACCUGGAGAUGGACAUAAAAGAAAUCUACCCUGAAGACCAAGGCCUGGAUUUCCCUCAACGGCCCUCUUGGAAUUAUGGGAUGCGCAGGGAGGAACUGUCGAGGAAGGAAAGGAAGGCAUUUGACGAAUUUCUGGAGGCUCUUCAUUCCAAGAAUCCUCCUCACUCGCUCAGCCAUUUUGAACACAAUCUGGAGACAUGGAGACAGUUAUGGAGAGUGUUAGAGAUGUCUGACGUCAUCCUGCUUAUUGUGGAUAUCAGACACCCAGUGCUGCAGUUUCCUCCUGCUCUGUACCACUACAUCACAGGUGAACUGCUGAAGCAAGUAAUCGUGGUGCUGAAUAAGAUCGACCUUUGCCCCGCGCCACUCGUGUUGGCAUGGAAACACUACCUGACCAAUCGCUUCCCUAACCUGCAAUGCGUGUGCUUCACUUCACACCCUGGACAACCUUACAGCAGCUUGUUUCAGAAAAAACGAAUGAGGAGGAAGGGUGGGUGGAGCCAGGCGGGAGGACCAAACCAGAUUCUGAGGGCGUGUCAGGAGAUCACGGCGGGAAAAGUGGACUUAAGCAGCUGGGAAAAGAAGAUACAACAUGAUGCUUUGGUCAUCGGAAACGAUGGCGAAUGGUGUGACGAUGGGACGGAGCCUGUGCUGAUGGAACACCACACUGAUGUUGCCAUGGAGCUGCACAGUCCCACACAAGAACUUUACAAAGAUGGAGUUCUCACAUUGGGCUGUAUAGGGUUUCCUAACGUAGGAAAAUCUUCAGUGUUGAAUAGUUUGGUUGGUAAGAAGGUCGUGAGUGUGUCUCGGACUCCUGGUCACACAAAGUAUUUCCAGACGUACUACCUCACCCCUACUGUUAAACUGUGCGACUGUCCUGGACUCGUCUUCCCUUCUCGAGUCAGCAAACAACUACAGAUUCUGGCUGGGAUUUACCCAGUGUCCCAGCUGCAGGAACCCUACAGCUCGGUGGGAUACCUGUGUGAGCGCACUCCUUUCCUGUCAACACUGAAACUUACACACCCAGAGCAGUGUGCUGACACAGAACACACUCCCGACACGCACAAGUGGACAGCCUGGGACGUGUGUGAAGCGUGGGCAGAGAGAAGAGGCUACAAGACAGCAAAGGCAGCACGGAACGACGUCUAUCGAGCCGCUAACAGCCUGUUGCGCUUGGCCACGGACGGCCGCUUAUGUCUGUGCUUGUGGCCGCCAGGAUACACACAGAACAAAGACAAAUGGGAGUCCCACCCACAUUUGGCAGAAAUCGUCGCUUUGCAGGGAAGAAGUCCUGCCAGUGAAGAGAACGGAGAGAGGGACGAAGAAGACGAAGAGUCAAGUUCCGAGCCAGAGGAAGAAGGCGACCGAGACGCGGACGACGACGAGGACGCCGACGGAGACGACGAAGACGACAGCGUGAGGUCCGAUAAAAAAGACAAGGCCUACAGACUGAACAUGUUUGGCUUGCUGGGAGAGAACGAGUGCGAGUAAGGGACGGUUUCAUCACGGUGUCAGUCGGUUGCUCAGAUCCCUCUUAUCUGCAUAUUUAGAUUUUGUUUCUCAGUCACGUGCCAGUGCUUUCGAUGCCGCUUGCAGAUCGUACGAUCCUCAAUAUGCCUGUUCCUGCUCCUGCGUAAGCAGCCGAGUUUGUGUACCUCUAGACCUUCUCUCAAGCUUUGUAUCGUGACAAUAAUUUACUAGACAAUAAUUUUUUUCCGUUCGAGAGUUUAGACUGUGAAUGUAAUAACAGUCGGCCAAUCGCACAGACCGCGUAUCGAGCACAAUCAUCCAUCGAUCAAGAACCUGUGAGUCACUUUGUCGAGCUCUCUUGCCAAAGAUCAGCAGAAGGUCACUAAUUUCAUUAAGGCAAAAGACAAAUGGGAGCCUGGGUGCUUCAAGACCCAGCAUGCAGCUUGAGGACAAAUAAGCCAGGUGCAUGACGGGGAAGGAAGUAAAUAGAAAAGCCAGCCAUGACAUAAAGAGGUGACUAAGAGACGAUGAGACCGAACUGAACCAUAGAAGUGAAAAGAGAGUGGAGUGAAUAUCUAAAGCACUUUUUAAAUCAGAAAGAGCUGUAGAGUUUUUUCUGAAUAGAUCUUAACAGACCAGGGGUGUGACUGACAUAUCAAAUUACUGCCUACUCAGGCAACCGGCAGGAAGACUUUGUGUGUCAGAGUUCGAUAAAUCGAAAGGAUCCUUCGUUCUUAGGUCACGUUCUUGAAGACAUCACGCAUGCAUCAUGCGUGUGCCGCCUUUCGAUGAAACUCUCAAACCGUUCCUUAAACUCUGUCUGCUUUUGACACACAGCUCAGGGUUUGAGCAAUAAUAUAGAAUGUAAUUGAGAGGAAUAAGGGGUGAUUUUCACCUUUCUGAUUUCAUUAGAAUUCCUACGCGAAGACAUUCUAUUCUUGACUGGAUUUCUCGGCAUUACGUUUGCACGAGUGCCAUCAGACGGGACUAAUACUGUACGACGCACAUUCGAAUUACCGAUCGAAUAAAGAUUUUUACAGUUGUUAGCUUUGCACAUAAGAAAGAUUGACCACAGAGACGAUAUUUUGUUAAACGAAACAGAUUUCUACGAGGGUCGGUCUGAACGGGUCUGUCACAGGGUUUGUAAUGCAGGGUUACAGGGAGCUUUGUUUGUGCCUGUGCUCAUCACCGAGCUAUACUAUGCAAGAUUAGGAAGGUUGGAUUAGAUUAGAAACGAGAAAUUUGCUGUGCCGAUUUGCACCGACGAGACGCGAUAGACACGGACAUCUUCGUGCACAAUACACGUUGUGCUGAGGUCCGAUUUGCACUGAGUUCUAUUCACGAGAACACUUUUUAUUACGGGACAUGAAGUAUAUGAUUGUGAUGGACAGUCAUCGAGCACCACAUGCUGAAAUCCUAGGACCAUAUUCCUCACACAUUUACGUACAGGACUCCCGAAUCAGUAUCGUUACAAUUCCAGUAUAGUGUUAAUAUAUAUUAUACAAAAGGACAGGGAGUAUGAGCCUAGUUUGUUUGAAAUAUCAGAAAUGCAAACAGAUUUGCUCUCGAGUAUGCAGUUGUAAAGGGGAUGUGUGUCUACCAUGUGCAAGUGAACUAGUAAACAAAUGUACUUUAUUGCUUAUAUUGAAUUGAUCUGAAGUAGCCCUCUGCAAUAAAGAAGGAAUGUCCUUAUCAUUUGCUUUCA